CCAGUCACCACGAACAUCACAAUGGUGUGAUGCUCGCUGAUGAAAAUUCUUCAGGACAAAACACUUGAGUUGGUUGGUAGGUUGGUUUCAGGGCCCCUUUUUUGCUGGUUACCAUCUUUUUUGUUAAAAAAAAAAAUUGUUCUUCUCCUCUUGGCAGCUUUUGGGUUUGCUUGCCUGUGGGUGAGUGGGGCAGCAGCAUCAUGCAUGACAGGCAUGCUGCCACCAUUUGAUCUGAUUUUAAAAAAAAACUGAAUCAUGCUUCUCCUGCCUACCCUGAUAAUUGCAAGCUCUCUUUCUCUCUCUCGACAAGCGCCAUGGAAUCUGAGCCGUAAAAGAAGGGAGGGUGUGAGAAAAGGUGGUCUUCGUGGACUCGUGGCCAUUCUCCUCCAUUUUAUUCUCGUGACUUUACGGAUGCUUUGCUUCAUGGAGUCGUGCUUCGUGGGCCCAUUCAUGCAAGAUCACACCAGUCCCCUUCAAACAUUAGGAAGAGGCUGGUUCUCCAUACUUCUCCUUUUUGUCUUUCUAGUUGUCGUUGCAGUGUAGGCGUAGACUGGUGAUAGCAGAUCUACGCGUUUUCCUGGCUUCCUCCGACUUCUUUCCUUGAAGUUCUGCGGCUGACCGCCAGCUUACUUCCGAGAGUGUCAACCUUCCUUUCUCCUUGGCUUCGUUCCUUACCCUUCCUAGCUCCUCCUCCUCCACUUCUGGUCCUCUCGCCCGUUUUCCAACCAUACCUGUCCCUUUUCCUUCCUUUUACUUUUCUUAUAGCAGUUUGUUUGUUUACCCAAACUCCUACUGGAGCUGCCAUCACAUGGUCCCCAACCUCUCCUGAAAUUCUCUCUCUCUCUCUCUCUGGUCGGUUUGAUGGGCUCUCAGAAUAGUUUAUUUUGCGUCGUUACUUGAGGAAGAUUCUUCGAUUUUUUUUCCUUCUCCAAUAUCAGUAAUGUUGGUCGCCGUAGCCGACACUUGGCAGGCCUAAUUCUCUCUCUCUCUCUCUCUCUCUCUCUCUCUCAAAGGCCAGGAGGACCUGGCCUCUGGGUCUGAAAGAGCUUGUCCCCUCGAGUCCCCCCCUCCUUUGCAGCAACUGGUGGGACUGCGGCCGGUCUUGCUUCCUACUCCAAUUCCGGGGCACCUUUUUCUCCAGCAGAAGCAGCAGGGCAGCGCUUUCUCUCUCUUUGGGUGAUAAACACGGAAAAUUACGGUUCUUAGUUUACUCGAGAGUCUUUUGGACUCUGGCGGUGCUUCUGAACUCAAAUGCGUUCUUUCACGUCUUCAAUUGGCUUUGUUUGGCGGAAUCAGAAAGAUGGCCCCUAUUAAGCACAAGUCAUAUGGUUUCUACCAUGAAGGCAACGAGUGGUUCUUUAGCGCUGCUUUGCCCACUGAUAUUACUGUCCAAGUAGAUGAGACACUCUUCCAUCUUCACAAGUUCCCUCUUGUAUCAAAAUGUGGGAAGAUUGCAAAAAUGCUAGAAGAAUCUCAUGAUAAUCCAGGAGAGCUCCCUCAUAUAAACUUAUUUGCAUUUCCAGGAGGAACUGAGACUUUUAUUAUUAUUGCAAAAUUCUGUUAUGGAAUCAAAUUUGAACUGGCACCCACAAACUUUGUUGCAGUAUAUUGCGCAGCAGAUUAUCUUGAAAUGACAGAGGGAUAUGGGGAAGACAAUUUGCUGGCAAAAUCUGAAGCUUUUCUCCACAGAACCAUCCUUCGCAGUUGGAAAGAUUGUCUAUUGUGCCUUCAAAGUUGUGAAGCUGUUCUCAUAAAGUCUGAAGAACUUCAAAUCGUGAACAAAUGCGUCAAUGCUAUAUCUAUGAUGGCAUGUACAGAUCCCAGUUUAUUUGGGUGGCCCAUGAUGAUGUACGGUAGCCUGCAAAGUCCAGGAGGAAGCAUCCUUUGGAAUGGAAUAAACACCGGAGCAAGGAUAAGAAGCUCACAGUCUGACUGGUGGUUUGAUGAUAUCUCAUGCAUUAGCAUCCCCUUGUUUGAGAAGCUUAUUAAUGUGAUGAAAGCAAGGGGGGUAAGGAUAGAAAGCAUAGCAGGUGCCAUAAUGAACUAUGGCAAAAAUCACCUGCCAGGUCUUAGCCGUUGGCAUGCUGACCUAGGUAAUAGUUGCAGAAAAAUUUCUAGCUUUGGCUUACCUCCUUCAAGUGUUGAUCAGAAAGAAUUGCUAGAAUGCAUUGAAAGUUUAUUACCUGAAAAGAAGGGAAGAUCUUUCUGCCAGUUUUUAAUGGGAGCUCUCAGAGUUGCCAACAUUCUGCAUGCUAGCCAAUCAUGCAAAGAACGUUUGGAGAGGAGAAUAGGGAUGCAGCUGGAUUUGGCGACAAUUGAUGGCCUUCUCAUUCCUUCUUACUCUGACUCAGAUGACCUGUAUGAUACUGAUUCUGUAGAGCGUAUUGUGCAGCACUUUGUGUCAUGUGAAGGGAAAAGCAUAACUGCAUUCUCUCCAUCAUCAAUUGAAUUUGGAACAGAUGUAGGAAGUCCACCUUCGUCUCCUUCAAAAAAGGUUGCGAAGCUACUAGAUGGCUAUCUAGCAGAGAUUGGAUCUGAUGUGAACCUGAAAGUUGAAAAAUUCCGUGCGCUUGCUGCUUCUCUCCCAGAAUCUUCAAGGUCCUUUCAUGAUGGGCUUUAUAGAGCUGUGGACAUUUAUUUGAAGGCACAUCCUUGGCUUUCAGAGAGAGAACGAGAGCAACUCUGCAAUGUUAUUAGCUACCAAAAACUGUCAAUGGAUGCAUGCACACAUGCUGCACAUAAUAAUCGCUUGCCACUGAGGGUGGUUGUCCAAGUUCUGUUUUUCGAGCAGCUUCAAUUAAGGAAUGCAGUUGCUUCUUGCUACCAUGCUUCUGAUAAUGACAAUGACAUAGCUGCUACUGCCGAGGGCACUGAUAAUCUAAUGACUGGACGUAUUAUGCAAAGAGAUAGCUGGGUAAGUGUAGUAAGAGAAAACCAUGUCUUAAGAGUGGACAUGGAGAAGAUGAGAUCCAGAGUUGGGGAGCUAGAACAAGAGUUUGGGAGCAUAAAACAUGAGAUCGCAAAAUUAGGGAGAUCUUCAUUUAGCACACCACGGCUGGUCUCCAAGGGAAUUGGGUGCAAGCUUCUGCCUGUUGUGAACACACAACAAGCAGGUGCAAGUCUUGAAACGACAGGCCGUAGUCCAAGGCAGUCAAUUGAGCGAACACUUCAAUCUCGCCAUUCUAGACAUAGGAAGAGCUUUUCAUUGUUUUGAAUGCAAUGCAAGCUCGUUUUGUUCUUUGAGACAUAGAAAUUUGGAUUGGCUACUGGUCUUUCAGUUGAAGGUGUGAACCCAAAGAAAUGUCAAACUAAAGGAGUACACGAGAUGUACUAAAUGCUGUAAUGUAUCUCUUUUGCUAGGUGGGUUGCAUAUUUUCCUGGUACGAGGUGAUGAUGAUGAGAAUUACUACCUCAAAGCAAUUACCACUAAGUCUUCUUCUUGCUACUGGAGCAGGUUGCCUGACUGCUCUCUGGAGAAUUGUGGGCUGUAAGAUAUGAUGCAAAUGGGUUAAAUUCCUUUUGACACUAGCCAAAGCAAAAGAAGCUGACUCGAAGAAAAGCAAGAUAAGUACUUUUUUCAUUUGACUGAACAGAAAGAAGGUGAAACUUGUGGAUCUUGAGUACAAUUCAAUCAUUUGUGAAUAAAAAGAAAAAGAGAUGGGUUGUCACUCGAGCUGUUUUUUGCAUAGAAGAUGCUGUAUCCGAGUUGGCGGCUGUGGACUGGAAAAACAUAUCUUUCUGGUUUCACAUUACGGUUGUCCAUGGACCUGGUUGCUUCUGAAGGUCACACAUAUCAAUAUACCUGAGUCAAGGUCGAGGGAUUUUGUUCCCUUGGCAUUGUCAUUCUUUCAUGUGCAAAUGCCUUUUCUCUUUUAAUCUUUCAUCUCCAUGGUUGCAUUUUCCGUUGCUAGAUUUGUAUGCAAGAUAAGAGCUGUUGCCUUGUCGAGUUAUUGUUGUUUAAUGGUUGGUGAAAGCUUCUUGCAUGAAGUUAGUCAAUAGUUGUUGCGAAAGCAUGAGAACUUCCAGCAGAGCUGUUGGAGUCUGUUUUCAGAGGCGACAUUGCAGCUUUUUCUUC
Molecule: messenger RNA, 4075 nt
Organism: Nymphaea colorata (pocket water lily)
Lineage: Eukaryota; Viridiplantae; Streptophyta; Magnoliopsida; Nymphaeales; Nymphaeaceae
Product: BTB/POZ domain-containing protein At3g44820
Exons: 4
Coding region: 1301-3214 (637 amino acids)
Source: RefSeq, a predicted model, not a curated record